UAAAAUGGAUUACACCUGCAUCUCCCCUCGGUUGCCCUGUCCCUGCUCAGUCAGAAAGAGCAGGCGAUGUAGUGAGCGCGUCCGCCUGUGAGCCUGCUUGCUAAACCACACAGCCUCCGCCCAGCUUGCAGGGAAGCAGGAAUUUUACCGACACUAUUAGGGGGCUUUAGAAAUGACGGAUAAUAUCCCAUUGCAACCUGUCCGGCACAAAAAGAGACACGAUAAUAGGCACCGGAACGGAUGCUGCCCCUGGUCGCGAUGUUGUGGGAUGGGAGACUUCCGACCUCGCACGGUCUGGCUCGGCCACCCUGAGAAACGGGACCAGAGGUACCCACGGAAUGUUAUCAACAACCAGAAGUACAACUUCUUCUCUUUUCUUCCAGGAGUUCUCUUCAAUCAAUUCAAGUACUUCUUCAACCUCUACUUCCUCUUGCUUGCCUGCUCCCAGUUUGUCUCAGAGCUCCGGCUGGGUGCCCUCUAUACAUACUGGGUGCCUUUGGGUUUUGUGCUGAUAAUCACCAUUAUUCGUGAAGCGGUGGAAGAGAUCCGAUGUUUUCUGCGGGACAAGGAAGUGAACUCGCAGAUUUACAGCAAGCUGUCAACCAGAGGCACAGUGAAAGUGAAAAGCAGCAGCAUCCAAGUGGGAGAUCUUAUCAUUGUUGAAAAGAAUCAGCGAGUGCCCGCAGAUAUGGUCUUCUUGAGGACUUCAGAAAAAAAUGGGUCCUGUUUCCUGCGGACAGACCAGUUGGAUGGGGAGACGGACUGGAAGCUCCGACUGCCCGUGGCUUGCACUCAGAGGCUGCCCACUGCGGCCGAUCUUCUCCAGAUCCGGUCUUUUGUUUACGCAGAGGAGCCUAACAUCGACAUCCACAAUUUCAUUGGCACCUUCACCAGAGAGGAUGGGGACCCACCUGUGAAUGAGAGCCUGAGUAUAGAGAACACCUUGUGGGCCAGCACUGUCAUUGCCUCAGGCACUGUUGUGGGAGUUGUGAUAUACACCGGUAAAGAACUGCGCAGUGUGAUGAACACUUCAAACCCAAGGCACAAGGUGGGCCUGUUUGACCUGGAAGUGAACUGCCUGACUAAGAUCCUGUUUGGGGCGCUGGUUGUCGUCUCCCUGGUCAUGGUGGCUCUGCAGCAUUUCGCAGGCCGCUGGUACCUCCAGAUCUUUCGCUUCCUUCUGCUCUUCUCGAACAUCGUUCCCAUCAGUUUGCGUGUUAACCUCGACAUGGGGAAGAUGGUGUUCAGCUGGAUGAUCCGCCGGGACUCCAAGAUUCCGGGAACCGUAGUCCGAGCCAGUACAAUUCCAGAACAGCUGGGCAGAAUCUCAUACCUCCUCACUGACAAGACAGGGACUCUGACCCAGAAUGAAAUGGUGUUCAGGCGUCUGCACCUCGGCACCGUGGCCUAUGGCAUGGACUCCAUGGAUGAGGUGCAGAGUCACGUUUUUAGUGCCUACACACAGCCGUCUCACGAUCUCCCGGCGGCCAGAGGCCCAGCCGCCACCAAGGUGCGGAAGACCAUCAGCAGCCGCGUCCACGAGGCGGUGAAGGCCAUCGCCUUGUGCCACAACGUCACGCCGGUGUACGAGUCCAACAGGGUGACGGACCAGGCGGAGGCCGAGCAGCACUACGAAGACGCCUGCCGAGUGUACCAGGCCUCCAGCCCGGACGAGGUGGCUCUGGUGCAGUGGACAGAGAGUGUGGGACUGACUCUGGUUGGCAGAGACCAAUCCUCUAUGCAGCUGAGGACUCCUAGUGGACAAAUCCUGAAUUUCACCAUCCUGCAGAUCUUCCCCUUCACCUAUGAAAGCAAACGCAUGGGCAUUAUUGUCAGGGAUGAGUCAACAGGAGAGAUUACUUUUUACAUGAAGGGAGCCGACGUUGUGAUGGCGGGCAUCGUCCAGUACAACGAUUGGUUGGAAGAAGAGUGUGGGAAUAUGGCCAGAGAAGGACUGAGAGUGCUGGUGGUCUCUAAGAAGUCUUUAACAGAGGAGCAGUAUCAAGAUUUUGAGGCCCGGUAUGUGCAGGCCAAGCUGAGCGUUCACGACCGUUCCCUUAAGGUUGCCACGGUGAUUGAGAGUCUGGAAAUGGAGAUGGAACUUCUGUGUCUGACUGGAGUGGAGGACCAGCUUCAGGCCGAUGUGAGGCCUACUCUGGAAAUGCUUCGCAAUGCAGGGAUUAAGGUAUGGAUGCUCACUGGGGACAAACUAGAAACUGCAACCUGCACAGCAAAGAAUGCACACCUUGUGACCAGGACCCAAGACAUUCACACCUUCAGACCUGUGACCACGCGGGGAGAGGCCCACCUGGAGCUGAACGCUUUCCGCCGGAAACACGACUGUGCUCUGGUCAUAUCUGGGGACUCUUUAGAGGUGUGUCUGAAGUUCUACGAAUACGAGUUCAUGGAGCUGGCGUGCCAGUGCCCGGCAGUGGUGUGCUGCCGGUGUGCCCCCACACAGAAGGCCCAGAUUGUCCGUCUGCUGCAGGAGCGCACAGGCAAGCUGACUUGCGCAGUGGGGGAUGGAGGAAAUGAUGUCAGCAUGAUCCAGGAAGCAGACUGUGGCGUGGGAGUUGAAGGAAAAGAGGGAAAGCAGGCAUCACUGGCUGCCGACUUCUCGGUGACUCAGUUCAAGCACUUGGGCAGAUUGCUUAUGGUUCACGGGCGGAACAGUUACAAGAGGUCAGCCGCCCUCAGCCAGUUCGUCAUCCACAGGAGUCUGUGCAUCAGUACCAUGCAGGCUGUAUUCUCUUCAGUGUUUUACUUUGCCUCUGUCCCUCUCUACCAGGGGUUCCUCAUUAUCGGUUACUCCACUCUGUACACAAUGUUCCCUGUAUUUUCUCUGGUUCUGGACAAGGAUGUCAAGUCAGAAGUGGCGAUGUUGUAUCCCGAACUGUACAAGGAUCUCUUGAAGGGCCGGCCACUGUCUUUCAAGACAUUUUUAAUAUGGGUUUUAAUAAGUAUCUAUCAAGGGAGCAUCAUCAUGUAUGGCGCGCUGCUGCUGUUUGAGUCAGAGUUCGUGCACAUUGUGGCCAUCUCCUUCACUUCGCUGAUCCUCACUGAGUUGCUCAUGGUGGCCCUCACCAUCCAGACCUGGCACUGGCUGAUGAUCGUAGCCGAGCUGCUCAGCCUGGCCUGCUACAUCGCCUCCCUCGUCUUCCUGCAUGAGUUCAUUGAUGUCUACUUCAUUGCCACCUUAUCGUUUGUGUGGAAGGUGACGGUCAUCACGCUGGUGAGCUGCCUGCCUCUCUACAUUCUCAAAUACCUGAGGAGACGAUUCUCCCCACCCAGCUACUCCAAGCUCACCUCUUAACGCUGUUCGAGUUCAGGUUCUGCCCGGUGCUGAAGACGCUUGCCUUGAGGAAUCCUUGGAGAAAGUUCAACUGAGGCCAUGCUUUGGUGUCUACCGAUGCGCCUUGGUGGUUUUCUUUUGCAAAUGUCGGCUCAUUUGGGAACAGGGAACUUUGGAGGACAGGUGAAAAAUGUAGAGGUGAACUUUAAACUUAUAUGGGAUACAUGUGUUUCAGAUGUGAUUUGUGCCAUCUUGAUAGCCUGGUACUGACACUUUGGGCUCCUGUGUUUGAAGACUCCACUCGAGUGAGGUGUAAGGUCUAUGACUUCUUCACACGGUGAUGACAUGAGAAAGGUUCCUUUUCUCUCUGAAGCUAUUCAAACCCUCACACUCAACAUAGCCUUUUCAGUUAUGUUUUACCAGGAAUAAACUUUUUUUAAAAGCAAGGCACAACCCCAAAAAAAUAUUUUGUUAUGUUUGUGGGCUGAUAAAGCUCUCAACAAAUAAACCUUUUCAACUUACUUUUUCCUUGGUUUAUUAUCUGUCCCGUAUGAAUUUGACAAAUGUACGUUUUAAUGAUGAAAGGAAUAAGGAGGCUUGAUAAAAAGUUAUUUUUUUCUUGUUGUGGUGUUGAUUUUGCAAACUUUCAGUUGGAAACCUGAGUUGAAGGUACUCUGUCUUGAAAAUCAGUUAGGCUUUUGAAGCUGUGGAACUUUUUCUUUUUAAAAACAGUUAUUUAAAAUAGGGAAAAAACAGUGAACAAAACAUUUUAGUCAGUCUCUUAAUUCCUUGAAGGAGAUGCUAAGAAAGGUAGAUUUGAGUGGUUUCUAUAAAUUUAAUUCUCUGUCAUUGCACAGGAAGAAGUCAUAUGCAUUACAUCAUUUCCUUUGUGGUGAUCAUUUAUACUUUUUCAUUUUUGCACAGAAUGUUGAAUUCAAGAUGGUGUACUGUAUGUAAAUUCCUGCCAAUUAUCCAUGCAUUAAAGGAUUUGCAUUGUAUUUAUCACAUUGAAGAUGAUCCAGAUAGAUAUUGAAUAAUAUAUUAAUGUACUUAAAGUUUUGUGAGACAAUAUAUCAAAUAUAUCAAAAUUUUUUUUUUAUUUUCCCAACAAAAACCUCUGCAUUCACUUACAAGGACAUAAGCUCUUGUCAAUUAAUUAUUAAACACAGCAGAUACCUGGAAACAAACAUCUGAAAAACCUUUUAGCUUUUAAAAUCAAAUCUUACAAUGGUGCAACAGUGAGAAACCAUGAAUAGCUUCAGAAAAGUGAAUUAAUUGCUUUUCUUUUCAGCAAUCUUGCUGACGUGCAUCCUGUGCUAUCUUUCCUUGAGGGUGUAUGCAAGCUUUUGUUUUUGCAACAAAAAUAACCAGAAAGCUCACAGAAAGUGUUCUGCAAGCUUAUGACGACAGUGUCCCAAAAAGGGAAUGCAAUGCAGGAGAAAGUGCAACACUGAAAGUGGACUUCAUUGUGAAACUAAUAUAAGUAAACCUCAGACUUAAGUAGAAUAUAGUGAAUUACUGGCAAUAAAUUUAUGACCCUAGGCAACUGGCUUUGCAAGGCCUGAUCCUGUCAGGGGGAACCCUUUUCCAGGAUUGUAAUGGGUUUUGGCUGCAAGCCUCGGUCAUAAACAGCGCUGAACAAAAGCUUCGGGUUUUCUGCUGUGCUGUGGGUUGUAAUUGCCUCGUCAUUCCGCCUUACUUUGCAAAUGGAUAACAUAUGGAGUGCCACUGAAGAUGAAGAUGUGGAAUAUCUUGCGUUAGAGUGAGAGGGGUGUCUUUCAAAUUCAUUGUAAAGCGGCUGGCUAAACUGUGAGCCUGCCAGGGAUUUCAAAGUGAAUGACCAUUUUUCUUUUAAGAGGGACAGUGGCCUGUGCCAUUUAAGCCAGCUUGGAUGGUCCUCAACAAGACCGUCUCCAGUCUAUCCGAGAUGUGCAGCCACCUCAUCCAAAUAUCUGCUCCAGCCCCUGCAAUAGAAUGGCCUGGUCUGUUUCUCUUCUUAUUCUGUUUUAUUUUAUCCCUAUUUUUUAAACUAACUUUAUGAUGACGUCAGGGCCAUUCUCAAAUCCGUGAAUAGCAUCAAUUAAACGGACCUCUUUGGAGGACAUGAGCAAACCACGGGAGAAUGCAAUGCUUUCUGUCUCAAAAGAUUGUUUUCGAUUUGAAAUUGAAAUGCUUUUUGACCAUUAUGGGCGUUCCUUGUCUUAUUGGGUUGCCAAGUAAUUUAAAUAUUAAAUAUUAAAUUGUCAUUUAACGGUGAUCAAAACCCUAAGAAAGCAUAGGUUUUGAAAUAUGCAAGUUUACAGUGUUGUGUCCAAAAAAGCACAUUUGUUAAAAGGCUCAGUAUCGGUAGUGUGUAUCAAUAAGGAAAGAGGAAGGUCUAACAGAACCAACAAAGAUAAUUUAAAAGGUGUUCUGCAGGCAGUUAAGAUGACAUAUUGUAGCUCUGUUUAGUUUAAAUGCAGUGGUUGAUUUUGUUGAUAUGUAUAGUUUAUAUAUUAAAUAUAACUUCUUAUUGUUUACGCUUCAUUUUUAGAUAAAACAUUAUUCCUUCUCACACCAUUGGUUAUUUAUUUUUAUGGUGUUAUCUCCUAAAGGACUGAAAAAAAGCACUUUUAGAAUUUCCAAAUGAAACUUGAAACAUUCUGACUAGACAGCGAUUUUGCUAAAAUCAAAAAAGCUCAGUACACUGCAUGGGAGAAUAUCAAAUAUUCCACUGGGCAUUUAGUGCAACAUCAGGUGUUGGCGUACAAGACUUGCUCUUACAAAGGGUAACUUUAGUAUACACAGCGUUCACUUUUCCCCACAUUGUUUUUGCUCAGAGAAAACCCCUAUUUCGAAUACAGUUUUAAUAAAACUGUACUUCAUGCGACCUGUGGCUGCAAUGGUCCGAUUAUGACUAUUGCAGUUUUGGGGUGUUUUUUGCAUGGUGAUGCUAAGGGUGAUCUUGAAUUCCUUUCCUUCUAGAGGGCCUGGGGACAGAUGGUAUUGUUCAUAGCAAAACUGUUGUCCUUGAUCCAGAUGUGCUUCAUGCAGCUGUUUUGGAGCCUUUGUCCGUGCCUUGUGGCUCCUUGUGAUGUGCAUGUUAGCCAUACUGCAGUAGUGCAUGAUUCAGUAGAUGUGGCAUGUGGGAGGUUGUAACUGCAAUUAUUCUGUUUAUGGUUAUGAUAAUGCCCCCACCCCCAGCUACUAGUACUUUUCAGCCAAAAGAAACAAGGAAUGGUAACUUCAUAAUCACCUUUCAUCUCUUAGGGGCGGUAGAUUGAAUCAUCACUUUGUGUGCUGUUCUCUAGAAGUUUCUGCACCCAGAGACUCACAUUUGCCAAAAUGGUAAAAGGUCUGACAGAUUUAUUUAGGUGGGAAAAUGAAUAUUUGACGGUUAUUUGCUCCUUUCCUUUGGAGGAAAGCAGAUCUGUACGUGAAUGAAUAUUGUUCUCAGCGUAUUGUAUCUAAGCUUUUAAAAAUGUACACCUAAAAGUUGCUCUUGUCCAUACCGUGGGCACUUUCUGUGAACUUUACACUAAGGGAUGAUGUAAAUAACCGAACAAAAAGGAAAAAUGUGUAUGCACUUUUUGUGAAUAGUAGAAUACUGUACGUUUCAAGACAAAAUGUUUAUUGCUCUCAAAGUUUGAUGAGAUCUCCUCUAAAGUUGAACUUAAGUGUCUCUGAGCCACCUUCUUAUUUUUUUAGAACAUUUUUUUUUCAAAACCAGAGAGUCUUCACUUGGCAAGUGGGGGGUUGUAUUUUGUUUUUGAAAGGACGUCUUCUUGUCUCUCUGUUCCUGUUCUUAGUGUGGACACAGGCUUUCAAGAUCUAGGUUGUGCCAAUGUUUCAAUGUAAACCUUGUGUCUGAAUGAAAUAUGUUCUCUGUGUUGUUGUUUUUUUAAUACUAUUAAGGUGGAGUGAACUGCUCAGAUGUAAAUACUAUUUGGCCUUUAUUUAUUAUUGUUGUGUUGUUGUUAAUUGCAUAAAAAAGACAGAUAAAAAAGUGAUUGUAUUAAUGAGUAAUGGUAAUAAAUUAAUUUGACGUUUUUCUUGUAUUUUA
Molecule: messenger RNA, 7334 nt
Organism: Lepisosteus oculatus (spotted gar)
Lineage: Eukaryota; Metazoa; Chordata; Actinopteri; Semionotiformes; Lepisosteidae
Product: probable phospholipid-transporting ATPase IIA
Biological process (GO): phospholipid translocation; retrograde vesicle-mediated transport, Golgi to endoplasmic reticulum; endocytosis
Cellular component (GO): endosome; trans-Golgi network; plasma membrane
Molecular function (GO): ATP binding; magnesium ion binding; ATPase-coupled intramembrane lipid carrier activity
Source: RefSeq, a predicted model, not a curated record